UAUGUAUCAAGUUAGUAAGUAGCAGCAGCAAUUCCUGCCAGCGGCAGAUGGAUCGCUUUCAUUUUGCGGAAUGAUUGCUGACACCCGGCAGGAUUUCCCUGGUUGCAGGAGCAGCAGCGGAGAGCCGAACUCUACCUCCUCUUUCUUGGGCGUGGAGGAGAGGUUGGAGGCUGCGGGAAUGGAUAGCAGCUGGGCGGGAUCUCCUGACUCCUUCUAAACGUCCCCCUCCACUUCUCCUGUCCCCCACCCCCUUCCCCCAAACGGCUUCCAGGCACCCAGUCUCAAAUCAACAAGGGCAGGUGGCCGGAGCGACCUGGAGGCACCCCGCCUCUGACCUCCCACCCACCCCCCUUCUCUUUCUUGUUCCUGCUUCCCGCCCCUCUCUCCUUUUCCUUUUUAUUAUUUAUUUAUUUUUGUUGUGCGUGAAUUCUCUCCCAGUGAGAUGCUAGUGGCUCCCCGAACGAAGAUUUUGGCUGGGGAUGUAGAAACAACAGUGGCAUAAUAUGGGUGGGAAUCACUCCCACAAAACUCCUGUGUUUGAUGAAAAUGAGGAUGUUAAUUUUGACCAUUUUCAAAUACUCCGGGCCAUUGGCAAAGGAAGCUUUGGAAAGGUAUGCAUCGUGCAGAAGAGGGACACUAAGAAAAUGUAUGCCAUGAAAUACAUGAAUAAACAGAAGUGUAUUGAGAGAGAUGAAGUUCGGAAUGUCUUCAGAGAGCUCCAGAUCAUGCAGGGCUUGGAGCAUCCCUUCUUAGUCAAUUUGUGGUAUUCCUUUCAAGAUGAGGAAGACAUGUUCAUGGUGGUUGAUCUGCUUCUGGGAGGGGAUCUCCGUUACCACCUACAACAAAAUGUGCAUUUCAAUGAGGGAACUGUGAAACUCUACAUCUGUGAACUGGCCCUUUCCCUCGACUACUUGCAGAGAUACCACAUCAUCCACAGAGACAUCAAACCAGACAACAUAUUAUUGGAUGAGCAUGGGCAUGUCCAUAUUACUGAUUUUAACAUCGCCACCGUAAUAAAAGGAGCAGAAAAGGCUUCCUCUAUGGCUGGAACGAAGCCCUACAUGGCCCCAGAAGUGUUCCAGGUAUUUAUGGACGGAGGCCCAGGGUACUCCUACCCUGUAGAUUGGUGGUCCCUGGGAAUUACGGCUUAUGAAUUAUUGCGUGGUUGGAGACCUUAUGAAAUCCAUUCAGCCACACCAAUUGAUGAAAUCCUCAACAUGUUCAAAGUGGAACGGGUUCACUACUCCUCCACAUGGUGUAAAGGAAUGGUGGCAUUAUUAAAAAAGCUUCUCACGAAAGACCCCGAGAGCCGUCUUUCCAGCCUUGUAGAUAUUCAGAGUUCUCCAUACUUAGCUGAUAUGAACUGGGAUGCUGUGCUGGAGAAGGCAAUGACGCCAGGUUUUGUUCCAAAUAAGGGGAGGCUGAAUUGUGAUCCAACUUUUGAAUUAGAGGAAAUGAUUCUAGAAUCUAAACCCCUUCAUAAAAAGAAGAAGAGGCUGGCCAAAAACAAAUCCAAAGAUGGAGGAAAAGAAAGCUGUGCCCUGAAUGGACACCUACAGCAGUGUUUAGAAACAGUGAGGAAAGAAUUUAUCAUCUUCAACAGAGAAAAAUUGAGGAGGCAGCAAGACACAAGCGGACAACUCUCCAUUGGUGAAAACCGUGUCGCACCCCCAGUUCAUGGGAAACUCCAGGAUGGGCGGAAUAACAACAUCCUCAGUCAGACCUGCACACGUGGCUGCAGCUGUUAGGCUCUUCUGGCCAUGUCUGAGUCUCAGUUCCCUUCUGUGCAUGUGAUGGUAUCUCUGUGCUCCCCCACCCUUCCCAGUCAAGAAAAGCACUGAACUAGGACUCGAGAGACAUACAUUCUAGUCCCACAUCCACCACUGACUUUUGUGUGAGAUCUUGAACCAGUUCCUUCCCUUUGUUUCCUGUCUGACCUCUCUCUUGGCCUCAGUCUUCUCCACUAUAAAAUGAAGGGGUUGGAUUAGAUGAUCGUUAAAGGGUCCAUUCCAACUCCCAAUUCUAUGAUAACUUUUCCAAGCCUUCAUUACCUCAUCUGUCAAUUGGGAAUAAUCAUCCCAGCCCUGCUACCUCUCAGGGCUUUUGGGAAGGACUUUGGAACAGAUGAGAAAACCCUUCUAAAAAGCAUAAAUCACUCUACUUAGCCAAGGUCUAGAGGUAAAAAGGACACUGGCUAAAGAACGGGAGGAUACGGUUCUAGUCCCAGCGACUCCCCAACUGACUAUGUGACCAUGGGCAACCCUCCCUGGGCCUUAAUUACCUUGUUUGUGUGUGGGGAUAAGAUUAGAUUAUAUUUAAGAUCCCUUCUAGCACUCACAUUUUAGGUUCCCCAUUCCAAGAUCCAUUCUAGCUUUUACAUUCUAGAUUCUGUUCUAAGGUGUCUUUUUGUGCUAACAAACUAGGUUCUAAGGUCCCUUCAAUCUCUGAUAGUCUAUGUUUUCAGACCCCUUCUAGCUCAAACAUCUGAUGUUCUAAGUCCCCUUCCAGCUAUUCCCUUCUGGGCUGCAAGGUCUCUUCCAGCCCUAACCUUCUUUUACAACCCAAACACACAAUUGAAUUCAUUCCCAGCUAUUCCGACCCUUCUAAACCAGGCUUUGGGAAAAUACAAUCCCUUUAGCACCUACAACAUCAGUCCUUUCUGAGCUGGUGUCUCCUGAGAGAGAACCAUCUUCAGAAUCUGGGAACCCAACAUGGGACACUGUAGCUUCCAUCUUCUGAGGCUUCAGACACUUGUCAAGGGCCCCCUCCAUCUGCGGUUCCCUGAGAUUCCUGUGCAAAAACAGUGUCCUUUCCCUGUAUGUCCAAACCACGCACCAUGCCUGGAACCCGGGACUCUUGUGUGAUGGCUAAACAUGACUAGAGCAUAUGCUGCCUUUUGUAUCGCUGUGUCCACACCUGGUGUUUCUGUGACUGCAGUGUGCUCUGUAGCCAAUACCUACUACUGGCAAUCAACUACCUGAAACCUAGUCAUGCAACAUGAAUGUAAACCUGAUUCAUCUGUUCUCCCUCCACCCAAUGCCUUCCUGUGGGAUGAAUAAAAAGGAACUUAUCCUGGUCGGAUCAGGCUGGUGAGGUUCCUCGGUCCUCGCUACAGAUGAAGAAUCAGCUGAUCUAGCCAAACACACUACCCACACACGUUUAAUGGACAUCUUCUAUGGGCAAGAGAGUGUCGAUACAGAGAUUGGUCCGACAAAAAUGCUGCCCUCGAGAAGUGUCCAGCAUAGGUUGGGGCAAGAGCAGGGAGGGCAGUGAGGGGAGAAACAAUACAUACAGAUUCAUAUGAAAAAUGUAGAGAGCAAUUGGACCAAAGGUCUGAAAUCUAAUCAGAGUUUUCUAUAGGGAAAUUUAAAGAAAGGGACCCUCCUCUCAGCUGUGGGGAAUUAGAGAAGACUUCCUUGAGAUGGGUGAUAAUUUAAGAAACAUAUUUAUUUAGAAAGUUUUGCCUGUUUGGAAAGCAAGAAUCCUUUGGUAUGUAGAGGGAAGCAACAGACAUUUGAGAGAAACACGUUUCUCUCUCUCUGGGUCUCCCCACAGUUGGGAAAUAAGAUAGGAGUCCUAGUAUUUUUUCCACUUUUAAACUUGCUCCUUGUACAUCUGGAUAAGUGCAUGGCUGUGACUGUGAACUGUGUUUUUACUUUGUAAAGCUUUUCAUCUGGAAGCCAAAUUCCAUUUUCACCUUUUUACCAUGUAAGUUAGGUCUUUGAGACGUGACAAUAGCAUACCUUCUUUUUUUAAGAGAAUAUUUUUACUGUAUUGUUUUGUAACUUUUUUUUAUAAGAACAAUAUUUUUUCCCCUUAGAGUUGGGUCUAUUUUUAAAUUGUGUUGCUUGCUUAUUUGAGACUCCUUUUGCAUUUCUUCAUAGGAAUCUGCUUUCUUACUGUGAGUUGAGCAAAUCAUUCGGAGUAAUGAAGUCAGCAUCUUUACUGACCCUGGCAGGGCUUUAGAUGGUUCAUUCUGUUGGUUUCAUUCAUUAGACAGAGAGUGAGAACCAAACUAACCCCAGGGUCAAGAAAGGACAUUGCUUUUCUGAGGUCUGCUCAGGUCCCUGUUCAUCAUUCAGAAUAAACUCUUUCUUGCUCAUCCCUUCUUAUAAA
Monodelphis domestica (gray short-tailed opossum) is the source of this 4116-nucleotide messenger RNA. It is a transcript of the gene STK32B, whose product is annotated as serine/threonine kinase 32B. The record is from RefSeq and is a predicted model, not a curated record. Gene Ontology annotation, molecular function: ATP binding; G protein-coupled receptor binding; G protein-coupled receptor kinase activity. Lineage: Eukaryota; Metazoa; Chordata; Mammalia; Didelphimorphia; Didelphidae. Gene Ontology annotation, biological process: G protein-coupled receptor signaling pathway; protein phosphorylation; regulation of signal transduction.